Messenger RNA from Magallana angulata, 3000 nucleotides. RefSeq lists its product as uncharacterized. The transcript is spliced from 2 exons. The coding region runs from base 1 to 3000 and encodes 999 amino acids. Gene Ontology annotation, molecular function: nucleic acid binding. Gene Ontology annotation, biological process: DNA integration. The record is from RefSeq and is a predicted model, not a curated record. Lineage: Eukaryota; Metazoa; Mollusca; Bivalvia; Ostreida; Ostreidae.
AUGCAACAUCUAAUCAAAUACCUAGAAACGCAGGAAUUACCGAAUGAUGAGAAGUUGGCUAAAACCAUACUCUACAUGGAGAACUACUUUGUCCUUGAGAAUAACGUUCUCUACCACUUUUAUGAGCCAAGAACAAAAGGUAAAACUGAUGCUAGCAAAUCAAUUAAACAGUUAUGGCUGCCAGAGACCUUACGUACAGCUGCCCUACAAGCCUACCACGACAACCUAGCUGGAGGAUGUCACUUGGGAAUAACAAGAACGCACAGAGCCCUACAACAAAAGUACUUCUGGCACGGUAUGUAUCAAGACGUACAUGAUUAUAUCUCAUCCUGCGACGUAUGCCAACGAAUCAAACGACCAACAAACCACCUGAACGCACCUCUACAACCACUACCGAUAUCGGACACAUUAGAGACUUGGCACAUAGACUUCCUAUCGUUCAACAAAACAACUGAGGGAUAUCAACAUGUACUCGUGGUUACCGACAGUCUGUCCAAAUGGAUUGAAGCAUUUCCAACCAAAACACAGGAAGCCUCUGAAGUAGCCUGGAUCUUGUAUGCAGAAAUAUUUUCGAGGUACGGAGCACCAGUAACCUUAGUGUCAGAUAGAGGAAAGAACUUUAUGUCUAAGUUGACCUCAAAGUACAGAAUGCGGUGGUAUAUUUUCUUCAUCAUCCUUGUGGCUUCUCUGGUUUCACCUGCGGAAAGUUCCAACAAGAUUAGGCUGAACUAUGGGGUCAUCUUCAAGGAAGAGACCAAGGUACAAUUUUCGAACGAGAUGUGGCUGCAUACAUUUGCGGUUGACAUACCUAAGAGUAUGGCACUUGAAUCGGCAAAUGAGUGUUUUAACUGCACACAAUUUAAUAAGGUUGUUCAAACCAUGAACCAAAUUAAAAUUAGAUGUCAAGCAAGGCUAAAUGCCACUAUUGAAGAACUGUACACGUUAAUUCCUCAAAUACGCCAAGACCGAAAAUCGGGCAAAUCGCCCAGAGCAUUAUUAGGAUUUGUUGGAACAAUUUAUAAAUCUGUCUUUGGGUUAGCAACAGUUGAAGAUGUUAAUGUUUUGGCACAGCAUAUUAAUAGAGUCACAUCGACUGUCAACAAGGUUACCGAAGCGCUAGCUCAACACGGAAAACAUUUGUCGUCUUUUACGGCAACGGUUACCCGUAGACUCGAUAAUAUGGUUCUAGGUGUAAAGCAAAAUCAUGACGCACUUAUUUCUUUAAGCAAUUCAUUACGAAAAGAUAUUACGUUGUUGAAUGAUGCUAUUGACACUGUAUCAACGUUUUUAAUUAACCAACUUAAUGAUGCAGAAACUUUAGAAUCUCAGUUAGAACAAUUCAAGCUAGGUGUAGAAACUUUAGUGCAAGGAAAACUUUCUCCUAUACUUAUUAAACCCGCCCUUUUACAAAAAUCUUUGCGAGAAAUUCAGGGAAUACUAAGCAAAAACUACAGACGAACUUAUAUUUCAUCUACUGAUCCUCAAGUUCAUUAUGCGCACUCUAAAUUUUUCUUUGCACGACAUCGUUCAACUUUGUUUAUUACUUUGAAAAUACCGUUAUCUACUUUUAGAUUACCAUUUACCCUGUACAAAGUUGUUUCCCUUCCAGUUCCUAUUAACUCCUCUUCUAACCAUGCGACAGAAUUACUAAAUUUGCCUGAUUAUAUUGCCAUUUCUAACAAAGCAGAUUACUUUACAGAAGUCAGUAAAUCGAUGAUUGACACAUGUGCAGGUGACACACUCAAACAUUGUUUACUAACAAAUGCACUGACUGCGACUACUAACAACGACUCUUGUCUUAUAUCGCUUUUCAACAAUAACAUAGAAACAAUCAAUAAAACAUGCAAUUUCAGAUUUGUUCAAGAACGAUUAAGUCCUAAAUUUAUCGAAUUAGAUACAUCUUCAAUAAUUGUUUACAAUGUUCCGGAAAUUAUAUACAACUGUAAGCAUAAAGUCGCCAACAUUACAGGUUGCAAAUUUUGUUUAGUUAAACUUCCAUGUUAUUGUUCUUUGACUUACUCUAAUCUCUACUUUCCCGCUCGUUUAACUGCAUGCAAUUCAAGACCCAAACUAAAACCAACUUACUUUCACCCUGUAAAUUUAGCAUUAUUACAGCAGUUCUUCAAUGCAUCGUCUAUAAAAUCUAUCUCAGGUUAUACUAUGUUUCCCGAAGAAGUUAUAAUUGACAUUCCUGCAUUUCAAAUUUAUAAUCAUUCUAUGUCAAACAUUUUUGCUAAAGAUCAAAAAGAGCACUUGAAUUUGAAAAAGAUGGUCAAAGCUGUUAAGCAAGAUUCUGUCAUUUUUCAGUCAUUAGCUGAACCAUUAGCCAAUGGAGAUCUGACGGUACCAACAUCAAUUUUUGACACCUUUAAUAUUUUGACAAUAGUUUCACUGUGUUUAUCAAUAUGUUCUUUUGUUGGUAUUGUUUAUAUAGUGUAUAAGUUUAGAGCACUAUCAGCAGCAUUAUUAUUAACCAAAGCAACUUCAGUCAAAUCAUCUGCGGUUCCAGUGUUUAGAUAUAUAAGACCAGACAAUACACUACAAGAUGACGCAACAUCUACAAAUAUUUCUGAUAUUUUGAGUUGGGACCAUGGCAUUUUCAUCUUAGUAUCCAUUUCAACCCUGUUUAUUGUUAUAAUGGUCAUUAAAUAUCUGCGAAAACAUCGUCACAAUUGCAAAAUAGUUCUUGAAGUUACGACAGGAUCCCUAUGCGCUAUGGUACCUAUUACAUUCUUGUCCUUGUGUCCAUCCUAUUGGGAAAUUACGCCUCCUUCGGAUAUAGAAAACAUUCAAAUUUCGGGAUAUUUUCGGCCAAUCUUAACUCUUCAAUGGGAUAAUUUAGCAAUUAAAAACAAACUUUCAGAAAAGCAAAUUGAAGUAAAAUCUACUAUUUCUCUGUCGUACUGGCAAGCCUACAAACUCCGUAAAAUUCUCAAUCAACCAUUUUGUGCGUAUCUGAUUCUGAUCCAUGAUAACUAUUACUACGCAUUAUCAGACUGA